Molecule: messenger RNA, 6005 nt
Organism: Chinchilla lanigera (long-tailed chinchilla)
Lineage: Eukaryota; Metazoa; Chordata; Mammalia; Rodentia; Chinchillidae
Gene: Clec16a
Product: C-type lectin domain family 16, member A
Exons: 24
Coding region: 201-3386 (1061 amino acids)
Biological process (GO): regulation of autophagosome maturation; endosomal transport; endosome to lysosome transport
Cellular component (GO): late endosome; endolysosome membrane
Source: RefSeq, a predicted model, not a curated record
CAAAGGCCGUAAAGCGCGGCGGUCGAACGGCCGGUUCCGGCUGAAUGUCAGUGCUGGGCUGUGGGCCGGGGAGGAAGGUGGUUGGCGAUCUUAGUAUCACCUCCACGGCUGCCUCUGCUUGUGCUGCCGCCGCGAGCGCCGGACCGCUCGGCCGGUGGGGCAUGAGACCGUGAGGCGAGCGCCGGGUCGCGGCCGCCGACAUGUUUGGCCGCUCGCGGAGCUGGGUGGGCGGGGGCCAUGGCAAGUCCUCCCGUAACAUCCACUCCUUGGACCACCUCAAGUAUUUGUACCACGUCUUGACCAAGAACACCACAGUCACAGAACAGAAUCGGAAUCUGCUGGUAGAGACCAUUCGCUCCAUCACUGAAAUCCUGAUUUGGGGAGAUCAGAAUGAUAGCUCUGUAUUCGACUUCUUCCUGGAGAAGAACAUGUUUGUCUUCUUCUUGAACAUCUUACGGCAGAAAUCAGGCCGCUAUGUGUGCGUUCAGCUGCUGCAGACCUUGAACAUCCUCUUUGAGAAUAUCAGUCAUGAGACCUCGCUUUAUUAUUUGCUGUCUAACAACUAUGUAAAUUCAAUCAUUGUCCAUAAAUUUGACUUUUCUGAUGAGGAGAUUAUGGCAUAUUAUAUAUCAUUCCUGAAAACACUUUCAUUAAAGCUCAACAACCACACUGUCCAUUUCUUUUACAAUGAGCACACCAAUGACUUUGCCCUGUACACAGAAGCCAUCAAAUUUUUCAAUCACCCUGAGAGCAUGGUUAGGAUUGCUGUAAGAACCAUAACUUUGAAUGUGUAUAAAGUGGACAACCAGGCCAUGCUGCACUAUAUCAGAGAUAAAACCGCCGUCCCUUACUUCUCCAAUUUGGUCUGGUUCAUUGGGAGCCAUGUGAUUGAACUUGACACCUGUGUGCAGACUGAUGAGGAGCACCGGAAUCGGGGGAAACUGAGUGACUUAGUAGCUGAGCACCUAGACCACCUGCACUAUCUCAAUGACAUCCUGAUCAUCAACUGUGAGUUUCUCAACGAUGUGCUCACAGACCAUUUACUCAACAGGCUCUUCCUGCCACUCUACGUGUACUCCUUGGAGAACCCGAACAAGGGAGGAGAACGACCGAAGAUUAGCCUGCCGGUGUCGCUCUAUCUUCUGUCCCAGGUCUUCCUCAUUAUACAUCAUGCACCACUGGUGAACUCGUUAGCUGAAGUCAUUCUGAAUGGCGAUCUGACUGAGAUGUACACUAAGACUGAACAGGACGUUCAGAGGAGUUCUGCCAAGCCCAGCAUUCGGUGCUUCAUUAAACCCACCGAGACGCUUGAGCGGUCCCUUGAGAUGAACAAGCACAAGGGCAAGAGGCGAGUGCAAAAGAGACCCAACUACAAAAACGUUGGGGAAGAAGAAGAUGAGGAGAAAGGGCCUGCCGAGGAUGCCCAGGAAGACGCCGAGAAGGCUAAAGGUACAGAGGGUGGUUCAAAAGGCAUGAAGACAAGUGGGGAGAGUGAAGAGAUUGAGAUGGUGAUCAUGGAGCGCAGCAAGCUCUCGGAGUUGGCCGCCAGCACCUCUGUGCAGGAACAGAAUACGACGGAUGAGGAGAAGAGCGCUGCUGCCACAUGCUCUGAGAGCCUGCAGUGGAACAGACCCUUCCUGGAUAUGGUAUACCAUGCCCUGGACAGCCCUGACGAUGAUUACCAUGCCCUCUUCGUGCUGUGUCUCCUGUAUGCCAUGUCUCAUAACAAAGGCAUAGAUCCUGAAAAACUAGAGCAAAUCCAGCUGCCAGUGCCAAAUGUGGCCGAGAAGACCACCUACAAUCAUCUGCUGGCUGAAAGGCUCAUCAGGAUCAUGAACAAUGCUGCUCAGCCAGAUGGGAAGAUCCGCCUGGCCGCACUGGAGCUGAGCUGCCUGCUCCUGAAGCAGCAAGUCCUGACCAGCUCUGGCUGUAUCAUAAAGGACGUGCACCUGGCCUGCCUGGAGGGCGCAAGAGAAGAGAGUGUCCACCUGGUGCGGCAUUUCUAUAAGGGGGAAGAAAUUUUUUUGGACAUGUUUGAAGAUGAGUACAGGAGCAUGACAAUGAAGCCCAUGAACGUGGAAUAUCUCAUGAUGGAUGCCUCCAUCCUGCUGCCUCCAACAGGCACACCACUGACGGGCAUCGACUUUGUGAAGCGGCUGCCAUGUGGUGACGUGGAGAAGACCCGGCGGGAUAAGUUCCCAGACGUGGAAUUUCUGGUUCAAAGGGCCAUCCGUGUGUUCUUCAUGCUGCGUUCCCUGUCGCUGCAGCUACAAGGGGAGCCCGAGACCCAGCUGCCGCUGACUCGGGAGGAGGACCUGAUCAAAACCGAUGAUGUCCUGGACCUGAAUAACAGUGACCUGAUCGCAUGCACUGUGAUCACCAAGGAUGGCGGCAUGGUCCAGCGAUUCCUGGCUGUCGAUAUUUACCAGAUGAGCCUGGUGGAGCCUGAUGUGUCCCGGCUUGGCUGGGGAGUGGUCAAGUUUGCAGGCCUUCUCCAGGACAUGCAAGUGACGGGUGUGGAGGACGACAGCCGUGCCCUGAACAUCACCAUCCACAAACCCGCAUCCAGCCCCCAUUCCAAGCCCUUCCCCAUUCUCCAGGCCACCUUUGUCUUCUCGGACCAUAUCCGCUGCAUUAUCGCCAAGCAGCGCCUGGCCAAGGGCCGCAUCCAGGCGAGGCGCAUGAAGAUGCAGAGGAUAGCUGCACUCCUGGAUCUCCCAAUCCAGCCAACAACCGAAGUCCUGGGAUUUGGACUUGGCACUUCCACUUCCACUCAGCACCUGCCUUUCCGCUUCUAUGAUCAGGGCCGCCGAGGCAGCAGUGACCCCACAGUGCAGCGCUCUGUGUUCGCAUCUGUGGACAAGGUGCCAGGCUUUGCCGUGGCCCAGUGUAUAAACCAGCACAGCUCACCAUCCCUGCCGUCACCAUCACCACCUUCUGCCAGUGGGAGCCCCAGCGGCAGCGGGAACACCAGCCACUGUGACUCGGGGGGCUCGUCUUCCACACCCUCUGCAGCCCAGAGCCCAGCAGAUGCCCCCACAACUCCGGAACCGCCUCAGCCUCACCUUCCCGACCAGUUGGAGAUCGUCAAUGAAACGGAAGCGGAAGCCAAGCCCAGCAAGAACUCAGCCAGGGGCGCGGAGGUGGAGACGGCGCACUUGUCUCCCAGCCUCCUCCCCGCUCAGCAGCCCACCAUCUCCUUGCUCUAUGAGGACACUGCAGACACACUGAGCGUCGAGUCACUGACCCUGGUCCCUCCAGUUGAUCCCCACAGCCUCCGCACCCUCACCGGCCUCCCCCCGCCUCCCAUGCCAGCCACAGCAUGCCCAGAGACCUCGGACGAGGAGGCUGCAUGUGCGGAGCCUGCAGGCCCUGCCGAGCACUGAGUGGGCGCCAGUCCUCCCCCUGUGCAUGCGGCCCGCUGGUAGGGACCCCAGUGCAGUUGAUGGCAAGACAAGCUGGAAGCACCUACACUUCUCCAUGACCCCAGCAACUAUCUCGGAUACCCGUCCCCAUACUCCUGAGCAUCAGAAAGACAACCAUGUUCCAUUUGAACCCCUCUUUCACUUUUACCUCUUUAAGAACAGUCUGGGGCCGUAGGAACAGCCCGAUGCAUGCGGACGACAGCCAUGGCUGCCUCGGAGGAGCUCGAGGAGCCCAACAGCCCAGGGGGCAGGACCCGCCAGCGCCCCUCCGUUCCCUCAGGCAGUUCCGGCCGCUGCGUGCACGGACAAGGUCACUCUGGGCAGCAGGUUGUAGAAAAGCAACCUUAGAUGAGCAUCUCUUUUGGCUAUUUAUUUCUGGUUUGAGCAGUAGUAAAAAGCGUUUAUUUAAAAAGCAUCUAUCUGGGGAAGAAAAAAUCCUCAAUCCCAAGGUUUGAGGUCAUGUUGAAAGUGUGAUGAUACUGUUAGUUUCAUUUUCAUUUUCCCUUGAAUUUGUCAGUGUUUUGUCUUAGAGUGCUGGGUGUCACUUUCUCCAUUUUCUUAAAUGAUUCUUUCUGUGUUACUAUCGCUACAGACCUGUGGAAUGAUAACGUACCUUCCUGACAAAUUUAGAUUCUUUUUAAACACAGUGAAGGACACACACAUACUCUCAGGGCCACAUGGAGUGCAAGGGCCGGGGCUGCGCCGCCAUCACUUUCCUGAGCGAGGUCUUAGUGUCACAGGUGGCCGCACCCCACUCAGCGCUAACACCACACGGACACUGGCACCCAGCCUCACCUGCAGCUGAUGCCAUCUGUGUUUAUCUGAGGAGCCACUGGGGGCCAUGUGGACUCCAGACCCAGAGACAGGAAGAGAAGGUGCCAGAGGGCAUCCGUGGCAUCUCCCCUGCAGGCAUGCACAUCCCAAGAGGGUACCGGCUUCGAGGGCAGCGGGCACCCGAGCACGGAGCAUGUCCCUCUUUCCUCCCCUCCCCUGCACCCUGCAGACUCAGACAGGUCCUACCCAGCUCCAAGAUGUUCCUUUUACUCUUGGUCAAACACAGUGAGCGACCUGUCACCUCUGAGAUACAGGGAGACCCUCUACAGCUUCCCUGCAGAUGUGCCCACCAAGAGUCCCCACACAGCGCCCGUGACCAGCAAACCUGGCCUCGGGAGACAUGCUAUGAUCGGGCCCUCCACUCGCUACAGGAACUUGGUCCUCACCACCUCGGCUUCCCACCAGGAGCUGAGUGGUACGAUGGGAACAGGUCUGUCCAGUUAGGUGGGAGGAAAGAUGUGCUCACUGGGAGAGGCCUGUGUCAUCCAGGCGGGGACCAUGUGUUCCGAUUGAUCUCUUAGAGGGAGGCAGGUGCACAUGGAGCAGAAGCCCAAGAGCCGUGACCUCCUGGUUUUGGAAUGACCUCUUUGGCACAGCACAGUCGAGAAAAGGAAGUGACUUCCUUGCCCAGCAGCAUGACUGUAAGAACCAAAACCAUGCAGGUGGGCCCUGCCUUCUUGGGACCACCAACUGCUGCCUGAAAUCAGUGGCUCCCACUGGCCUCAUAAUAGAGGUGGCAGCUGGCCCCUUGGGCUCUGAUGAAGGACCCUCCCCCCGCGCUUACCCAGGCCUUGACUAUACCCUACUUGGUUAUAGUACACACAGGUGUAUGUUCAGGAGUACCCCACAACCUAAUAACUGGGGCUCUCCCACACCUGCCUGCCCAGACAGAAUAGACAGGUCUCUCAAUAGGACCAGGGGUCUGGGCAAACCCAUUGCUAGAGCCACAGCUCCUACCUACAGGUCCUGAACAGGCAUCUGGGAUCAGCCCUCAAAUACCCACCCAUCCACCACCUCCAAGUCCUGCAGAGAGCACCACGGCCUGCCUGGUCACCUUCUCCAAGUCCCGUGUCGUCCCGUGUCAGGCACGUUGGGCUUGCUUAGCAGCAUUGGCCACUGAGUCCUCAAAACCCUCUGCUUUGAAAGUUGCACCUCCCUUUCUGGUUUGGAGGCUUGGGCAUCCAGGGCCCCCCCAGUAGGGUAAAUGGAAAGGUGAACUCCCUCAGAUGAAUGAGGACAGCCAAGGUGCCAGCGAGGGACUAGGAGCAGGCCCUUCUGCCAUGCUGCCCUGCCUGGCUGCUGCCUCCACAGAAGGCAGCUCCCUCUCACCACCAUCCUCCAAAUGCCUGCACUACCAAUUGUUCCAGGCACGAGUGACAAAAACACCUAAAGACAGGCAUUAAGUUUCUGUGUGGCCUCAGAGAUGCACUGUUCUUAAAAAGGCACUGGUGAACCAAUUCUGAUCUUUUCUAGAUGCAAUAAACAUGAAAUAUGUAAUGCAGUGAUGUUACUGUCAGGCAUAACCUGUAAGGUUGUCUUCUGUUCCUGUGAGCUGAAACAUGUAAAUAGCUCUUGUCCCAGCGAGGAGCAGGGGUUGGGAAAUCUCAGCGCUUCUGGCCAUUCUAGGGAAGCAGCCACUUUUGCCCGCGUGACUCAUGCUUUGUGGGUGCUGAGCACAAGGGUGGAAAUGGAAACUGGAAACUUCCUUAUAAAUUUGAAUUUGGCAAUAAAAGAGGAAAAACCUAA